CACAUUGAACACAAGAGGGCACCCCUUUGCUUUGUUGGUGCAGUUGCUAGGAUACCAAGGGACACAUGUUGCCUACAUCUUGGGGGAGAAAACAUGUCGGAGACUCGAGAAGACCUCCAACAGAAAAGGCCACAGAGUUUUUCAACUUUGGUGUCUGCUGGAAAGCAGCUGCUGCACAAGCGGGAAUACAGAAGAGCCCAAAGCAGCUUCACUGCGAUAUUAGAUUUAAAACCAGAGGAUAAGGAAUGCUUGAUCGGACGGUCCAACUGUUAUCUAAACACGGGUCAACUCCAGAACGCCCUGAGGGAUGCUGAGCUGUCCCUCAAACAUGACAAGUCCUUUCCUGAGGGGGUCUACCAAAAAGCUAAAGUUCUGUUCUACAUGGGAGAAUUUGAAUUUUCGUUGGUGUUUUACCACAGAGGACAAAGCAUUCGCACGCAGAUGCAGUGCUUCACGCUGGGUAUCAAGAAAGCUCAGGAGGCCAUUAAAAACGCAGUUGGUGAUUCCACCAAUGUCAAACUGAAGGUUGGAGGAGACUUGUCAUUUCUUGAGAAUGAGGAGGCGAGGUUACGGCCAAUCAGUGUCGUUGAGAAUCUGAUGGAAGAGGAGAAAAAUGAGGCUCCAAAGUCCUUCAGGAUCGAGAAGGCAACCAAACAUCUGAUGGGGGAUUUUGUCGACCAUAAAAAGUUUCUUGAAGACCUGAUGAAAGAUGAAGAUUUGAUGAAGGAAAAGACAAAGAGUGGAGAACAAGUACAAGACAUAAUUCAGGACAGCCUCGUUUCAAUUGAGACCUAUAUAGAGAUCUGUAACCAAGAAAAUAUAGUCGCCCCCCAAGAAAAGAAGCCUCAGCAUCAGGAGGUUAAGCAUUCCACGACUUCUAAGUUUAAGGAGUUCCCGCUGAAGACCCUCCGAGAAAUAGAUGCAGGUACAUCCGGUCAACAAUAUUUCCUGUUGGUCAUUUUAGAGGAAAAAAUAUACUUUUUCUUUUGGAUUUUAGCGCUGGAAUCUGGAAAUGCAGAAAAUAGCCUCAAGAAGGCGAAAGGAGUCCUGAAGUUUGUAGAGAGGCGGUCAAAGACAGAGUUUCCCCAUAAAAAGCUGCUUCUGGGCAGUUUGCACAGCUCUAUUGGAAACGCUUUGCUUUACCAAGGAGAACUGGACAAGGCCUUGGAGCAUCAUCAAAAGGAGCUUGAUUUGGCAGAGCAAUGCAAACUUCCAGAAGCAAAAUCCAGGGCUCUAGAUAACUUAGGGCAAACAUAUGCUCAAAGUGGAAACUUUGCAGAAGCAAUUGAGCUAUGGAAGAAGAGGAUUCCUUUGGUCCCCAGUGGUUUGGAGAAAGUCUGGUUGUUGCAUGAGAUCGGCUGUUUUUACUUGCAGCUUCAUCGCUAUGAAGAAGCCAAAGAAUACGCCAUCCUUUCUGUUGCCGAGGCAGCUGAGAUCCCAGAUGUAAAGUGGAAGAUGAACGCCAGUGUUCUGAUGGCACAGUCAGAAUUGAGGCUUGGAAAUUUCAAAUCGUCAGUGUCCCAUUUUGAAACGGCUUUAGUUCAUGCCAGACUUCAAGAUGAUGACUCUGCCCUGAAUGCCAUCCAAAAGGCUCUUGAAGAAGCAAAGCAACACAUCAGAAAGUGAAGACUUCUUCAGUGGUACAAUGCAAAGAAAUGACCGUCAUCAACAUUGUAGCUUCUACAAUCUUUUUCAAAAUGUCAAAAUUUUCUGUCUGCUCCUGAUUCACUAAGAUUUGAAUAAAGAAAUACUUAGAAAUAUAAUUUUUAUUAUUAAUAUCCUCAAUUAUCAGAAAAAUGCUACAAAAACAUGUAACUUGAGAGUUGGUCUUUGUUAUUUAGUUUAUUCUGCAAACUAAAAUCUUAGUUAUAACUCAAGUCUUCAGUGGUAACUGAUGUGGAAAUAAUGUUUACGUAAAGGACUCAAAAAUUCACUUUUUUCUUGUCUUUUGGAAUUUUGCAAAGAUUUGUGCCACAAUAUUGUCUCUGUAGUAAUUUUAGAAAAAAAGGCGUGCAACCUUUUAUGCUCAGUGGCCACUUUCACAAGUUAUAAAUAAACAGUUUUUAAGUCACAACAUUUCUGCUACUUUCAAUAUACUCUUAUGUAAUCCAUUACAGUUUGAGAAGGAGACACUUGCAGUGGGUUGUCUGUUAUUUGUGAUCUGAUAUGUACAGAUUUACAUGCAUCUGACUGCCAUUAAGUCAUGCUCAAAGUGUCACUGGACAUUUAUUUUGUUGGAAAUGUACAUAUCUCAAAAUUCAACAUUCUCUUUCAUUCCUCUGACUUAACCCCUGUGCUAUCCUAGGCACUUUAACGUUGGGAGUUGGGUCAUCUAGACCCACUAGACAGUGCUC
Messenger RNA from Oryzias latipes (Japanese medaka), 2354 nucleotides. Lineage: Eukaryota; Metazoa; Chordata; Actinopteri; Beloniformes; Adrianichthyidae. The record is from RefSeq and is a predicted model, not a curated record.